CAGAAAAAAGGCAAUCAAAUUGACUUGCGAACUUUCAAUACAGAAGUCACUGAUGAUCAUGAACAAAGAUCGACACCAUCUUCUGUACAGCGUGAACCAGACAUGAUUGGUUUACUGAAGUAUUGGUUCAAAGAAUGUUACAACAACCACCCCUACUGCCGCCCUUCAAGUCCCUCGUUUAGUCCAACGAGGCUCUUGCUCAUAGAGAAUGAGUAUUCUGCGAGGAUAGUGGAAACAAAAGAUUGCAAUGCUCACUACCCAUAUGUUGCUCUGUCGCACUGCUGGGGAACUGUAAGCCGACUCAAACUCCAGAAGAGCAACAUGGUGGACCUGCUCAAGCAUAUCAGCAUCACAGAGUUGCCAACGACCUACAGAGAAGGAAUCUCUGUCACUUUGGCCCUUGGUUUCUCUUACAUAUGGAUCGAUUCGCUGUGCGUCAUCCAAGACGACGAAAAGGAUUGGGCUGAGGAGGCGGCCAUGAUGAAGGACGUCUUCGAGCAUUGCUCUAUCAACUUGAGUGCCACCGCGGCGCCCGACAGCUCACAAAGCAAUUUCACACACAGAGAUGCCACAAGUAUCCUGCUCCUUGAAGGAGGCGAACUUAGCUCGGCGCCGCAUCGACCUCGCUCGAUCCCAGAUGUGGUGGCAUUGCCAACAACACUGGGCUUGCGAGACGCAUCCUUCGGGCGUAUGGAGUCCAGAGGACUAUGA
Messenger RNA from Neurospora tetrasperma FGSC 2508, 711 nucleotides. RefSeq lists its product as uncharacterized. The transcript has 2 exons. The record is from RefSeq and is a predicted model, not a curated record. The annotation marks the transcript as partial. Lineage: Eukaryota; Fungi; Ascomycota; Sordariomycetes; Sordariales; Sordariaceae.